AUGCCCACAGGUGACGCAUAUGUCGUGGAAAUCAACAUAAAAUCUGCUUCGAAUGUGAUUAAAGUCCUCGAUUCUGCCUUUCCUCGGGAUCAACCUCGCUCUUUUCAGCAUCUCCGCCGAUUUGCCAAACGUACUCAAUUACCGGAAAGCCUUCAGGAGGCGUUUAUCGUGGCCGAAGAUCAUCCUGCGCAGACAAUCUACGUCUUGAUCCCCCCGCCGUUACCGGAAGUGGACCUUCUCAAUACAUUGCUCCAUCCCUUCGCACCUUUACCUGCCUCGCCACCGGAGGAACGUACAAAAGAUGUAUACUUAACUCAGCGGUCCGGCACCCCGGCUUCUAUCCGCCUACAUACAACUCGCAUUCCUCUCCAGCCUCCCUUGAAUCAACAUCAAGCGGAUGUAUGGACAAAAAGUCUCUGGCCAGUGACUUUCAACCCUGCUACGCCCAGAGCCCUCAUCGCACCACCUCCGAAGGUUCUGAACCAGACCCAAGAAUCAAUACGGCCUUUGGCCGGACAUUAUCUGGCCGUCGCUCGGCAAGUCGCAGAGGAAGCAGCUAGAUCUGGGCUGGGCCGAGGAGUAGGUGCUGUCGUGGUUGACCCCAGUAUUGAGAACGGUGUGGGCACAGCCGAUGGAGACAAUGACGAUGGCUGGAUGCAGGCCAUCGUCGCAGUGGCAGGAGACGCAAGAUACUCUCGUCGAGAAGGAAGCAGACCAUCACAAGCAGAACAGUAUCCGGGCAUUGGCCCCAACCCAGCCAGUAAAACCUACAAUGCAGAUUUAGAAGGCGGGCCAGAACUCCACGCUUUGAUGCGGGCUGCUGAUAUGGUCGCUCGCCGACGCCGAGAAGGGUGUAAAGAUAAAGAUCUCCCCGAGUCAUCCUCCCUGAGUCCUCUUGAAUCACACUUUUUGUAUCCACUCGCAGAAGGGGUAGAAGCAGCAUCAGCUCAGAACGAGUCAUCACCAGGAGAAAAGAGAAAAAGACCAUCUUCAGAUUCAGACCCGUCAGAUAUCCACGCUUCCGAACCAUUACAGUCCGAACAACUCGUUACCUCGCGCAUCCGCACCCGCGCACAGGGUGGUUACCUCUGCACCGAUCUGGACAUCUACAUCACACACGAACCCUGCCUCUGUUGUUCAAUGGGCAUGGUCCUCUCGCGAUUCCGUGCCGUGAUAUUCCCCCGUCAAGGACGGAUGGUUACGGGUGGGAUUGCCUCUGAACCCGUUGUCUCUCCUAUCCCCCCACCAUCUGCACCAGAAGCAGAAUCUACUACUACUACUACUACUACUGAUGCGCAGGAGCCUGAACGUGAACAUGAAUCCGAAAGUCAAGAAAAACCCCCCGAGUCUUUUCUUCGAGAACGUCGAAAUUACUAUGGAUUACACUGGAGAAAGGAAUUGAAUUGGCGGGCUCUCGCGUUCGAAUUCGUUGAGGAUCCUCCUCCCUCCACGACAAAAGAAGAGUCACUAGAGGAAGGACAAGUUGGAAAAGUCGACUUCCAUGCCUAA
This is a messenger RNA of Monascus purpureus, 1509 nucleotides long. The record is from the annotation of a GenBank genome assembly. NCBI's taxonomy places the organism in Eukaryota, Fungi, Ascomycota, Eurotiomycetes, Eurotiales, Aspergillaceae.